AUGGAGCAAGGAAUGCCAAGAAGCUUACCAGCAAGUGCAACGACUGAUUGCCAAGCUACCUACAAUGAAGGCACCCAUUUUGGGACUUCCACUCAAGCUUUAUUUGGUGGCAACAAACACUGCGGUCGAGCUUUGCUUGCCCAGGAUGGGCAUGAUGGGGAGAACCCCAUUUAUUAUGUGAGUAGGCAAUUAAGAGGAGCUGAGACAAGGUACGCAAAAACGGAACUCUUAUGCCUUGCCCUUGUCUAUGCUGGGCAACGAUUGCGACAUUAUUUUCUUGCUCACAAGUUGCAGCUCAUAAGGAAAUCUGAUCCUGUGACGUAUUUACUCACAAGACCAGUGUUGUCGGGACGCCUUGCACGUUGGUUACUACAACUUUCUGAGUUUCAGAUUGUAUGUGUGACCCCAAAAGCUAUCAAAGGUCAAGCUGUGAUCGACAUGUUAGCCCUAUUCCCGGAGGCAGACGGAUCUGCCCUGUCCAAGGAGGUGUUGGGAGAGCUGCCAGAAGUUGUUGCUACUGCUACAGAAGAGGAACCAUGGACACUCUAUUUUGACGGUUCCUGUACAACCAGUGGUGGAGGGGCAGGCGUAGUACUUAUUAAUCCUGAAGGGCAAGCUACAGCUCUCUCAUUCAAACUGGAUUUUCCAUGCACAAAUAAUGUGACGGAGUAUGAAGCUUUUGUUAUGGGGUUGUCUACAGCGAAAGAAAUGGGUGUAGAAAGAAUCACAAUCAUUGGUGAUUCAAAUCUAGUGUUAAGUCAGUUGCACGGAAGCUUUGCCGUGAAGGAAGCAACCUUGGCACCAUAUCGUACAGCUGCUAAAAGGCUCAUUAAUUCUUUCAAGCAAAUCGUGAUGGAGCACAUUCCGGGAGUCACCAAUAGGUAUGCUGAUGCUUUGGCUACAUUGGGGUCAAAGCUCUUGUUUGUCCAAGAACAGCCCAAUGUCACUGGGAUAAGGAGGAUACACCAGUGGUCGAAGCAAUGA
Molecule: messenger RNA, 984 nt
Organism: Prunus dulcis (almond)
Lineage: Eukaryota; Viridiplantae; Streptophyta; Magnoliopsida; Rosales; Rosaceae
Exons: 1
Coding region: 1-984 (327 amino acids)
Molecular function (GO): RNA-DNA hybrid ribonuclease activity; nucleic acid binding
Source: RefSeq, a predicted model, not a curated record